AUGUUUGCAGGUACGGUGAACGCCAACGGCGAGACGAAACGGCAGCGCACGUCGUACACCCGUUACCAGACGCUUGAGCUGGAGAAAGAGUUCCACUUCAACCGGUACCUGACCAGGCGGCGGAGGAUCGAGAUCGCGCACGCGCUGUGCCUGACCGAGCGGCAGAUAAAGAUAUGGUUCCAGAACAGGCGGAUGAAGUGGAAAAAGGAGCACAAGAUGGCCAGCAUGAACAUGGUGCCGUACCACUAUCACAUGGCCGCCCAGCCCUACGGCACCCCGUACCCCUUCACGCACCUCACCACCUGA
Messenger RNA from Macrosiphum euphorbiae (potato aphid), 306 nucleotides. The record is from the annotation of a GenBank genome assembly. Lineage: Eukaryota; Metazoa; Arthropoda; Insecta; Hemiptera; Aphididae.